Messenger RNA from Chilo suppressalis (striped riceborer), 2263 nucleotides. The record is from the annotation of a GenBank genome assembly. Lineage: Eukaryota; Metazoa; Arthropoda; Insecta; Lepidoptera; Crambidae.
GUCAAUGUCACUUUGUCACGUAAACAAAUGCGAUUUCGGUUUAUUUAAUUUCAUAAUUUGUUUAAUAAAAUUGAAAGUUCAUUACUUUAUGUUUCUGAUAUCUAGUGAAAAACAAUGUUUUCUGCUUUAAAAAAAUUUACUAGAGGUGGAGAUGACCGCUGUGCAGCACCUGUACCUAUGUCUUCGUCAUUACAAAAGAAAUUCUCUCGUGGAGUUCACUUUAAUAUGAAGAUAUUGAUCAAAGGCGACAGAAAUGUUGGGAAGUCUUGUCUGCUCCAACGUCUCCAAGGUGGGCCUUUCAUAGAGGAAUAUGCUCCCACUGAUCAAAUACAAGUGGCUGCUAUUAAUUGGACUUAUAAAUCUACUGAUUAUAUUGUAAAGGUAGAGGUUUGGGAGGUGGUUGAUAAAGGCCGUACAAAAAAGAAACCACCACUUGGGUUAAAACUAGAAAAUCAAGCUGCCCCUGUUGCUGAAGAUGGUUAUGAAACACCGAUACUGGACGCAACAUUCUUGGAUGUGUACAAGAAUGCUAGUGGUGUAAUUCUAAUGUUGGACAUAACAAAGCCAUGGACGUUUGAGUAUGUGGUGAAAGAGCUGUCACAGGUACCAGCAGACCUACCUGUGGUAGUUUUGGGUAACCAUUGUGACAUGCAACAUCAUCGUCAAGUGCAUAUGCAUCACAUAGAACAAGCCCUUCACCAUGCCAAGAUGACCAGAACAGCACCAGUGCGUUAUGCUGAAUCUUCUAUGAGAAAUGGUUUUGGUUUGCGGUUGUUACAUAAAUUUCUCAGUGUGCCAUUCCUAAGGCUGCAAAGGACUAGUUUACUUGAACAGUUGCAAAGAAAUCAGAAGGAUAUGGAGGAGAUAGAGACAGAAUUAGAUGAUUUUCAAAAUUCCGAGGAAGCUCACUACAACACGUUUCUGGAUCGCUUGGCCAGCAAGCGGCGGCAGAGUUCGGGCGGCACGGAGCCCCGGGUCGGUGCGGACCGCUCGCCGAGUAUCGUGCUGGGCGCAGGCAAGCCAAUAAUACCGCCCAACGUCAACCCGUUGUUAGCACAAUCGCUAAACCCACCACCGAACAUUACUGGUGUGACCGAAGUGCCUGCACAAACGCAAUACGUGAAUCCCGAUCUGUUGAAGACCAAACAAACUGUCAGCGUAGAGAUGACACCGCCACGAAUACCUCAGGAUAGUACUCCAAGUACACCAUCGCUCGCAAACACAUCAGCUGCGUCUGGCGGUCUGGACGAAUUCUACGCCGGCACACUGGACAGCAGCUUCCUGGAAGACUUAGCUCCCAUGCCAAACGCAAACCAAGAGUAUGCUUAUGAAACCGACAGUGACGAAGACACGACUAAUCCAAAGGUCAAUGUAUACCUCGACGAUUUGGACAUAGAAGGCUCCCCACCGGUUGCGAGCAAAGUUGCCGAGUUAAGAACAACAUACCACCAAGAGCAUACGAGACAUUCCAUCAAAACUACACAAAGCGUAGACAACGAAGAAGACAAUCUGAACAAGUUGCUCAGUGCAUCGAACAUUAAUAAGGAUAAUGUUAGUACGGGCUUUAGUAACGAAGAGACUGAGAGUUGUAUAUCUGUGAAUACAUUGGACAGUAAUCAUAAUUUGGACUCGCUUGAUAACGAAUAUCCGCUUUGGGCGGGCGAUUCGAGCGCCCGCAGAUCGCCGGAAGGCGGUGAAGACCCUGAUGUUGCCAAAGAAGCUGAAGAAAAGACAGGGAAAAAGCAUAAAAAGAAAAAGUCCAAAGAUAAAGACAAGGGCGAUUACAGCGACAGGUCGGAUAGAAAAGAGAAGAAACACAAACACAAGAAUUCGAAGAGUGAGAAGAAAUCUUCUAAUCCCCAACAAGAUCUCUUAGCGCCCAUCCCGCCCGUAGACUUCAACUAUGACGAAUACGAUAGCAUAUAACUAAGGCUGUAUUUUUAUUCUCAUGUAAAUGACAUGAGAUUAUCUACGGAUAAUGCUUUACAGCGUUAUCUUCAUUGACGUUUGUAACAACUUUCAGUCGAACAAAUCCUGAUCACGGUAGCCAAAGCACAAACUUUGAUGAUCCGUAAUUAUAUCUCCAUCGUCAAAUUUUGUAUGGAAGUAGCCACUUUGUUCUUACGGUCGAUAGGGGCGUUGCUUAGAUUUCAUAUAAUAUUUGACGAUGCGAUACGAUUACGGAGGUGUCAAAAUUCGUGCUUGGGCUUCUGAGCUCACAAUAAUCAAUGUAUGUUGAUUUUUGAUGUGUAACAUCUUUCCU